AUGGAAAGAACUGAAUGCAGGAAAGAAACCCAGUGCAGGUGCUUGAGCUGGAGCAAUUUCAGAUUCGGAUUUUGCCAGGGCCCCGAGUUGCCCGGACGGGGCUCCUGUGGUGCCCUCACAGGAACUGGCUCCCCAACUCCCUCUCUCCCCCAGCCAGCCCGGCUCUCACUGCCCGUGGUGUGGAUAACCUCAGGACCUGGAGGUGGAGAUGAAGUGAUCUGUAGGGUCAACCCCGUUUUCUUGCUCUUGCUUCUGCUAUGGGAACCCGCUGCUCCACGCUGUGCUAUCUCUCUUGGCUAUAAAUUCAUUGUCACUCCCAGUGAUCAACCAUGGUAUAAAAUUCAAGGCGAGGUAAAUGGAAGCACAUUCCUUCAUUAUACCUGCUGUAGCGAGAAGGUCAAACUCAUCAGUGUUCAGGGGAUGAAGGAGAAUGCCACACAGGCCUGGGAUCAACAGAGAGACACUCUGAAACAGGCGGUGGAAGAGCUCAAGAAGAUCCUGCUUGACAUUAAAGCAGAGAUUAUUGCAACCAGCCAUCCUCUCUCCCUACAGAGCAGCAUGAUGUGUAAGCAGGAAUCCAAUGUACUCACCAGUGGAUUUGAUGGACAGAUAUCUCUCCGCUUUGACUCAAAGAACAGAAUCUGGACAGUGUUGGGUGAUGAAGGCAGACUGUUAAACAAGACAUUGGCAAGUGACAGAGCUGUGACCGAUCGCCUUGUUAGGACCUCAACUGGAGACUGUAGGAAGUGACUUAAACAAGUUUUGUGUCCCCAUGAUGAAGUUCUGAGCACAAAAGCUGCAUUAACCAUUGCCACAGCCACAGUCCUGUCCAAGGCCACAACCAACACGCUCAUCACUUCCAUUCUCCUUGUGAUCAAUCAUAGUUGGCAUCCUAGGCUCAUGAUAUGA
Eptesicus fuscus (big brown bat) is the source of this 909-nucleotide messenger RNA. Its product is annotated as UL16-binding protein 2-like. The record is from RefSeq and is a predicted model, not a curated record. Gene Ontology annotation, biological process: antigen processing and presentation of endogenous peptide antigen via MHC class Ib; immune response; antigen processing and presentation of endogenous peptide antigen via MHC class I via ER pathway, TAP-independent. Gene Ontology annotation, cellular component: external side of plasma membrane. NCBI's taxonomy places the organism in Eukaryota, Metazoa, Chordata, Mammalia, Chiroptera, Vespertilionidae. The transcript has a single exon.